This is a messenger RNA of Prorocentrum cordatum, 3878 nucleotides long. The record is from the annotation of a GenBank genome assembly. Lineage: Eukaryota; Dinophyceae; Prorocentrales; Prorocentraceae.
GCGCAGCUUUCGGAGGUCCUUCACGAUUGGGAUCAUCUGGUCACGCAGUAUGAGUUGGCUAACCAUGAGAAGAUCUCGGACAGACUGAAGUGCGCGACCAUCUUGGGGUACGCGCCACUCCCGAUCAGGAAGGUGCUCGACGGCGCGAGCCAGGAGGUCAGGGAGAAAAACGACGUGAAGGUUUUUGCCCCGAAGCCCACUGUGGUGGGCGGAGGGUCAGGAGCAGCGCCGGUGCAGGUGGGUGCUGUUGGCAGUGUUGACGCCAUCGGGUUCGACAAGCCCUGCUGCGCCAUCUGCAAGCAGCUCGGCCACACUGCUGGCAAGUGCUGGUUCGGUAAAGGUAAGAGCAAGGACGGCACAUGUAAAGGUGGUGGUAGAGGCGGCUCUGGCGGCGGUGGAGCUGGCAGAGGCAGAGGCAGCAACCCUGACGAGGAGAAGACUUGCCACUACUGCAAGAAGAAGGGCCACAUCGAGCUGACUUGUUUCGGGUUCAGGAAGGGCCAAGAGGAGAAUAAUAAGGGUCAGGUCAGUCUCGUCGAGCAGCAGGGCGAGGUCGAGGCGAUCAUCGUGGCGAGCGACGACGACUCUGACGGGUGCGGCUUCUGCAUGUCGCUCGAGAGCUACGACGAUGACGGCCCGAUCGGCAACCAGGUGGACUACGGCUUCCACGACGCGGUCGGCGACCAGGUGGACUGCGGCUUCCACGACUCGAUCGGGGACCAGUUGGAUUACGACGGCCAGGGCACGGCCAACGACCAGCUGGAGGACGAGUUCUUGUGCCGUCCCUGCGAUGACGAGCUGGUGAUGGCCAUCGGCAGUGGUGCGAAGUUUCCGGACUACGGCGUCGACGAGUUCUUGAUGCUGGACGGCGGGAGUGACGAGCACUGUGCGAGGCGGAGUUUCGCCAAGCACAUCAUGGUGAAAGAGACGAGUUCUAAGUUGGUCGCCGCCCAGAAACAGAAGAUCUCUCUCGACGGCGAGUCGAAGGUUCCCUUCGCGAUGGGGGGUCAGGUGGCUUGCCGGGCCGAUUUCAAGAUCGACCCCACUGCUCGCAAUUUGCUGAGUACCCGAAGGGUUUUCGACGCAGGCUUCGACGUGGUCUACUCGCACAGUGACGGGUGUUUCGUCAGCUACACCAGGCCCGACGGGAGGUGCGUGAAGGUUCCGAUGACUCGGAAGAGGUACACGUUUGCGGUGCCAGCGAGCGUGCGCAGGGACAUGGAGGCCGCGGACGACUACACGACCAAGCAGCUCAUGAGGUUCAUGAAGCAGUUGGCCUACCAGAUGCCAGAGCUCAGAUGCGACACUGAGGCUGCGGUUAAGGCGCUUCAGGAUAAGGUUGUCGGCGCGAGGCGUCUGAAGGCCAACAGGGUGCAGGUUGAGAUGAACUACGGGAUCAAGCUCACACCUCAUUCUCCCCUCUGGCCGUUUCUCGCUCACCACGCUGCGAACGUGACGAACUGGUUCAGCAGGGGCGCCGACGGCGACGCGGCGUAUUUACAGGUCAACGGGGUGAACUACACGGGCGUUGUGGUACCGUUCGCAGAGACGGUGAUGGCCAGGAUUCCCGUCUCCAAGACGGGCCAGCGACGCUCGAUGGUGCCGAGGCUGACCAAAGCUGACAAGGCCUGGGUGAAGGGGAUCUGGGUCGGCAAGGCGACUACCAACGACGAGCGCGUCAUUCUCACGGUGGCUGGAAAGGUGACCUGCAGGAUUGUUCGUAGGAUGCCGAAGGGGAAGCGCCACGACAAGGAGCUGUUGCUAAAGGUCUGCGGCGAGCCCUGGAAGGAGAGGAUCGCACGCAUGCCUCGCUGUCUCGUCAUGGACGGUGGCAAGGGCGAGGUCGUGCCGACGCCGUUGGAGGCCAUGGGCACGGAGGCUGAUGGGGGCCGCCCCAGGGGCGCUCCCGAGUGGAGCGGAGGCGCGGAGGCCAGGCUGAAGGCUCCGAGGGGGCUCGCGGGCGCUCGGUCCCCGACUGGUGACGCCGUCAUUGGGUGGCGCGAGGCGAAGACGGUGCGCGUCGAGGAUCCGAUCGUCGGCGCCGUCGAGGACAUCAGUGAGCAGCUGGACUACAAGACGCUCCUGACGGCUGAGGAGCUCACGCACUGGGACAGCAGCGGCUUUCCCAUGGAGGAGCCGGCGGAGGCGUUCGACAAUGGCCUGAAGCUCUGCGACGAGUUCGGCAUCUACUCGGUCCACCCUCGGGGCGCCGCCGACGGCAAGAAGAAGGUCGACACCAACUGGGGGAAGAACGGUCGAGCAGGGGUUCUCAAGUACAGGCUCGUGGACAGGGAGUUCGCCUGGCUGGAGGGCGACGAUGGUCCAGACGACCCGCUUGUGAUUGCAGUUGGCGACGUGACGAGCGCGUGCUAUCAAGUACGUGAGAAAGGGGAGUUCUAUUGCGAUCCUCCACCUGGGCGGCUUGCCGCGAGGGCCAAUGCAGGCCUUGGCGUGAACGUCGUCUGGAAGCUGGAGAAGCAGCUCCCUGGCAGGAGGGCUGCGAGUCGUGAGUGGAUUGGCUAUGCUGCUGACCUCCUCUUGGACUGCGGGCUUGAUCGGAAUGAGGCCUGCCCACAGUUCGACCGCAAGCCGAUGACCCGACUGGGCCUCGAGUUGCACAUGGGCGACUUGUAUUGCACGGGCCGCAAGAGUGAUCUGGAAAGCUUUCUCCCCGCGACCAGGGCCAAGCUGAAGCUUAGGGACAGCGACGUCGUUAUCGAGGGCCGCUUCGAGUUCCUGAAACGCACCCGGAUCAAGACCAACGAGGGCAUCUUCCUCCAGGUGCACGAGAAGCACAGCAGCAACAUCAUUGCUGAACUGGGGCUGAGGGGUGCUAACCCAGUCAGGACUCCAGACUUGGGGCCAGAGGAGACCGUCGAGCACUCUCCGCCGCAGGUCGACAAGCAGGUUGCGAGGUAUCGGUCGUGCGUGGGGAGUGGUCUCUACCUGGCUCGGGACCGCGCCGACAUCCAGAGGGCCGUGGGUACGUUGGCGGCCAGUCUGGCGACGACGCCGCCGGCGCUCUCCUGGAAGAGGCUGCUGCGGCUCGGGCGCUACCUGGUCGGCACCUCUGGCCUGGGCGUGUUCCUCCCGAAGGUUGAUGCGAAGAUCUACAAGAAGGGCGUGGUCCACCUGAGGACGUUUUCGGACAGCGACCACGGAAGCAAGGAGGCGAAGCGCAAGAGUACCACGUGUGGCGUGCUGUACGCGGACGGCGUUAUUCUGGCGACGCUCGGGAGGAGGCAGGACCUGAUUGCAGUGAGUUCGGGUGAGAGCGAGUUCUACGCGCUGAGUGCCGUGGCGAUGGGUGGUCAGAUGCUGAGGGGCCUGCUCACCUGGUUCGGGCUCCGUGUGCGUCACUUGGACACGAGGUCCCUGUGGGUCCAGCAAGCGACCCGCUUGCUCAACUUGAAGGUGAUGAAGUGCAAGGGAACGGAGAACCCCGCGGACAUCGGAACCAAGUCACAUGCGGCUGAGGUGCACGAGCAGCUCUGCGAGCAGGUUGGGCUGCGGCAUCUUGGCGGAGAUGUCGGUGCAGUUCGCGAGGUCGAGGUGAAUGCGGUGAUCGAGAAGGUGGCGCGCGCAGCUCCUGGCACGCGAUUUGGUGGAAAGGUCUCGAGCAGCCCGGCACUCAACGCGGCGAUCUUGGCACUGUGGCUAGCGAUCCAGGCUCAGCAGGGUGAGACAGUUGGCGAUAUCGGCAGUGAGGACGACUACGGCUACAUGAUUGUGCCCAUGCUGGUCUUCCUCAGUUGGCUUGUCGUGUUCGUGAUGGGCUGUUCGGCGGCUUGCUGCUGCUCCGGAGGUCGCGGCCAGAUCGAGCCCCCGCCGGCAACGACCGACAGCAGGAGCGGAGUUUUGGUGGCAACUGAGAUGAG